AGAAACGAAAUAACUCCGAGCAAUGAUAAUAUAAAGUUUUAAUACUCAAAACAAACCAUAUGGAAUACAUUUAAAAAUACAUCGAUAUUCUUGAAUAAUAAAAAUCCGAUUUAAAAAAAAAUUAUGUCUGAUAUGUUAAUGGAAGAAGACGAUGGAUAUCUGUAUGAUGAAGAUAAAAUGGGAAUGCGUGUCACAUCGGGUUUGGCUAAAAUCAAAAAAGAUGAUGGAAAUUUAAUUGGCAUCAGUAUUGGUGGCGGUGCACCAAAUUGUCCAUGUCUUUAUGUUGUACAGGUGUUUGAAAAUACACCGGCAGCGAAAGAUGGAACAUUAGAAGCUGGUGAUGAAAUUAUUAGUGUUGAUGGAAAAUGUGUAAAAGGUAGUACAAAAGUUGAAGUUGCACGAAUCAUACAAUCGAUAAAAGAUGAGGUGACCAUCGGUUAUAACAAACUUCAUGCUGAUCCAAAACAAGGAAAAACAUUGGAUAUAAUAUUGAAAAAAUUGAAACAUAAAAUGGUUGAAAAUAUGGAUUCAUCCACGGCUGAUGCACUUGGAUUAAGUCGAGCUAUUCUAUGCAAUGAUAGUCUUGUUAAAAAGCUUCACGAACUUGAUCGAAAUGAAUUCAUUUUCAAAGGAUUAAUAACUCAUAUGAAUUAUGUGAUACGGAGCUAUAUGGAAAUUGUUUCUACAUAUAAAGAUUUUGGUGAUGUUUUCAAUGAAAUCGGUGCACAUGAACCACAAACAGAUGCAAGCCUUGCAUUUACUCGUUUCGGUAAUGUUCAUCGAUCAUUCGAAAAAGAAGGAACAAAAAUGAUCAAAGAUUUGAAACCUAUUUUGAGCGAUUUGAAUACCUAUCUAAACAAAGCCAUACCAGAUACCCAAUUAACAAUUAAGAAAUAUGCCGAUGCUAAAUUUGAAUAUCUGUCAUAUUGUUUAAAAGUAAAAGAAAUGGAUGAUGAAGAAUAUACGUAUCAAGCAUUGCAAGAACCGUUUUAUCGUGUCGAAACAGGCAAUUAUGAAUAUCGUCUUAUUCUACGAUGUCGACAAGAAGCAAGAAAACGUUUCGCUACAUUACGAUCGGAUGUUCUUGUUAAAUUGGAAUUACUAGAUCAAAAACAUGUUCAUAAUAUUGCUACACAUAUAACGAAAUUCAUCUCAUCCUUAAGUUCAUUUAUUAGUAAUUGUCAUCAACAUCUAGAAGAGAAUAGUUUUGUACCAUUCGAAUUGGAUCUAUCAAAAAGUUGUUUACUACAAUCUUCAUUAUUAUCUAAUUCAUAUGAUCGGAAUGUGGAAUAUCAUGAUGAAAUUGGAAACACUAACAACAACCGCUAUAAAAGUAACGAUGUUAAUGAAAAGAAUGAUGAUGAUGAUGAUGAUAAUGGAAUUGAACCGGGUGAAGAAGCUAUUUUAUUUGAGCAUAAAGAUAAUUUCCAUCAAAAUAAUAGUCAACAAGAAAAACAUGUUAAAAAUAAUGACGUAAGGGAAAAAAGUGAAAUGCAAAAUUUAAUUGAAAUCUUUACAGAUGAAAAUGAUCAAAUUGAUGAUAACAAAAAAGAUGAUGAAAAGGCUAAAAAGGAUGAUUUUUUACUUUACUGAAAAGUUUUUAAUACAUCCCGUUUUAA
Messenger RNA from Dermatophagoides pteronyssinus (European house dust mite), 1619 nucleotides. RefSeq names its product protein interacting with PRKCA 1 (gene PICK1). Lineage: Eukaryota; Metazoa; Arthropoda; Arachnida; Sarcoptiformes; Pyroglyphidae. Gene Ontology annotation, cellular component: trans-Golgi network membrane; postsynaptic density; synaptic vesicle. Gene Ontology annotation, biological process: dendritic spine maintenance; receptor clustering; positive regulation of receptor internalization. Gene Ontology annotation, molecular function: protein kinase C binding; phospholipid binding; protein domain specific binding. The record is from RefSeq and is a predicted model, not a curated record.